This is a messenger RNA of Echinostoma caproni, 1020 nucleotides long. NCBI's taxonomy places the organism in Eukaryota, Metazoa, Platyhelminthes, Trematoda, Plagiorchiida, Echinostomatidae. The record is from the annotation of a GenBank genome assembly.
AUGAAGGGGAAUACAGGGAGCAAAUCACAUUCGAUUGGAAAAGGUCGCUCCUCGCAAAGUUUGAACGGGGAAACGAUAGACAGCAAAACCAAACAAGUCGUUUUUCUUAAAUCGACAGUUUGUUCAAUUGCCAAACAACUCCGUCAGUCGGAAGAUGCAUAUCAGGAACCAUUGAUUGGAAAACUUUUGGCCGGACAGUUGAAGAAGCGUCAUGCUCAUGGAGCGGAAAUAUGCUGUUUGGAAGAUCGACUGAAUUUCAAGAAGACGAAAGUGUUUUCCAAAGCUCCAUUUCGUAAUUGGGUUCUAUACAGUGAAAUUGAGCACUAUUUUGUCUUUCCUGGACACGAUACAUUGUUUAUGCUUGUGAUCAAAUCCAACACCCCUGGGAAGUCAAUGUUUGAAACAUACAAAUGUAAAACUGCUGAUGAAACCACUCGACUUCGUCGACUAGUAUGCCAGGCGUGUACCGAUCCAAUGAAGAAAUUACGUCAGAAUAAUGAAACCAAUCGCCCGUGUUCUACUGUGUCCGAAGUUUCGCUACAUGAGAACGCGAUUUCACAGCCAAACCUGCAUGAAGCCGGUAUUGGAGAUCUUGAAGAUGACGAAUGCGGUAGUGCACAUUCACAUUCCUCCUCUGAAGAUGAAUCCAACGAAGAGGAUGUGUUCCCUGAAGUGGUUCAUUCACCGCAACAUGCUUUGCCCGUCCAAAGCAGUCCAUCGCCACCACCACCACAGCACCCGCCAGCACAGAUUUUCGAUGUGCGCGAACUAUCCCCGGUCUCAUUCAACGAAUCAAAGGUGGUACUGACCGAAGUCCAGCCUGUUAUGUCCGCUCCAGCAUAUUCUCGAGUGGAACUGGUCGAAUUGGAUGAGGACGAGAAAAGCGAUGAGGACGGUAUGACCUAUUUUGACUAUGACCCCCAAACGGGAGCCGUAAUGAAUGGUGAAGGACCGAUUUAUAUGUUUCUUCGGCGCUACGAGGUCGUCCAAGAUAACAGGUAUGAAAAUGGAUAUCAUUAG